UCUGUAUUUGCCUUGUUUUGAAGGACUGUGUUAAGGAAGUUGUGUCACAAUUUGCGUUUCAACUAAUAUAAUGGCUGAUUCGUAGUAAUAUAACAAAAGAAAUCUACUGAUUUCGAGCAUACGAUAAUUAUUUUGCAUAAAAUAUUCAAUACCAUAUGUACAAUAUUAAUCAUAAAACAUUAAGCCAUAGAAAAGUGUGAACAGCAUAUUCUCAAAAUUUAGUCCUAAAAUAUGGAAUCUCCAAAACAGUUAGAGCAGGAAUCAGUGGAAUAUUGGAAGGAACAAGCAAAACAUUAUGAACAAAAGGCAAGAGACAUACAGCAGGAAUUAGAUGAAUACACAGAAAAUUCAGCACAACUUGAAAAGGAAUUAGAGGCUUCAUUAGAGCAAGUUGAAAAACAAAAUAGAGAUUUGGACCAUCAAAAUCAACGGCUUCAAAAUAAAAUUGAUGAUCUCAAGAAUAAACUAGACAGAAGUCAACAUGAAACAAAUGCUUUAGAAAAUGAAUUAAAGGCACUCAACAUAGAAAAAGAAAAACAAGCAAUAUAUAUUAGAGAGUUAGAACAAAAAAAUGAUGAUCUGGAAAGGGGGCAAAGAAUCAUAUCAGAAUCAGUGUCUUGUAUAGAAACCCUAUUAAAUCAAGCAUAUGAACGCAAUGCAGUUUUAGAAAGCGAAGUAGAUGAAAUGGAGAAUUUGAGGGUGAGAUUGCAAAGGGCAACAGAUGAAGCCAGAGAUCUCAAACAAGAAUUAAAAGUGAUAGAAAAAAUUCCAAUAUCAAAAAAAGAGGAUUCCAGUACAAAUGAAAAUAUAUGUAAUGGCCUCUCAACUAGGUCACAAGUAGAAAUAGAAACACAAACUUCUAUAACAUCACCAAGACGUGAAGUUAACGGUAAUGCAAUGACACCAUCUUCUCGGGUAUCUGCCAUAAAUAUAGUUGGUGAUCUUCUUCGGAAAGUUGGGCUUGAAAGAUUUCUUUGCCGUGAAUGUGGUAAGGUCAAAUGUUCGUGUGACCUGGAAACCAAUGGCGAACAAGCCGUUGUCCAAAAUCAUCCACCGUUGGAUAGUAACAUUGAAAAUGAAAGCACCAUGACCGUACAAAAUAAUGACUUGGAUGAUCCCAUUGAGUAUCGUAAGCAAGGUGAGCUUACGCGUCAAUAUUCAAGAUCUGAGCAAUUAAGGAAUAAUUCACAAAAGGCCCUCCCGCUAUCCACACAUAGGUCUUCCGAGCAACCUUUUGUAAGAUCUUAUCAAGCCGAACAUGGCAAAUUGAGGAGGUCUUUCAUCGUCAGGUCUAGGGAGAGUCUCGAGAAUUUUCUUAAUUUCACAUCCACUAGAAAAGGACCGGACCAAAGCAAAGGAAAACAAAUGUUGCGGCAGCAGUUUUAGUAGUUCUUAAUGUUUCCUGUGUAGAUAGAUGUUCUAAAACGCCAUACAAUAAGGGUUGCUUACACUUAUAUCUAACACUACGUUAUGUUAUCAUAAUGUAUGUUUACGUAAUGAUUAAUUUCAUUUCUUUUAUUAUACAGACAGCUUUUGUAUCACCUGUGAGUAUUUUAUUGCAAUACUUCUUUAAGAGCAUGUUUUUCUUAGCAUGACGCGGAUAUUCAUUCCGUGAAUUCCGAUAUAGAUAUUUUUAAAACCCUUUAAAUAUUGAAAAAUUAAUACAAAUUAAAUAGAAUAAAUAUUAAACUAGAAGGUAUAACCCAUAUAAGCAACCCUUAUUGCUAGAUAUAAAACUAUUAAUAAUGCUAGUAUGUAAUAUAAAAUACAAUUGAGUAUCGUAGAAUUAUAGUUGUUUUAUUGUUUGAUGUUUAGUACAAAUUUAGAAUUUUAUAUUGUACAUAUGAACAUAAUGCAUAGAUUAACAAAAUUGCAUAUUUAAUAACACUCUGAUAUCAGACUCCAUAACUUUGACGUCAACGAGUAUUAUUGAAUGUGCGAGAUACAUUAAUAAGUCUCGACUCUUAGUAUGUUUUGUAAAACUUAGCAUUUAUUUGUUUAGAUGUCUGGCUUUUUAGGUUUUUGUUAUGGCUUUAUAGUGUAUUCCAACGGCAAAAGGGGAACAGAUAAACAAACCUUAAAUUUACAUAUUUUGCGCGAUUUAUCAAUAACUCCGCUAUGUAUUAUGCACUAUGGUCUGUAUAUCUUUACUUAUAAUACAUCGCAAUACCAUUUAACUAGAACGUAUUCCAAAUUGUAAAUUCAGUUUGAUUUGCAUUCAGCUCUACCGUAUUAAUUUCUAUUACAGCACCACCCACCUCAUAUUCAAUGAGUUAUCCUAACCUAUAUCGUUGGUUGCCUGGAAGAGAUGUGUAGCGAAAAGGUCGCCAAAUUUGUACCUCUCUUUUAGUUAAGCUGUAUCCACGUUUUAUUUUCUCUAUGCGGUGUAUAAAAUUAAUUAAAUCUUUACUACUUCUGCCAUUGGAAUAGACUAUGCACAUUUCGGUGGAGGUAUUACUCGCACACAAUUACUUCGUAAUCACCUACUAAUAUUAACAUCAUUCAUGUUCGAUUUUCUUCAUUGUAGGCUUUGGAAUCAAAGUUAGCAUCGUGUCGUGGUACAGUUAGACCUAAAGAGCAUUCACCAAAUCCAAGCUCGGACGUGAAUAAGGACUACAGGUGUGUACUCAAGAACUAAGACUUGCCGAAUAAUAUCCCGCGAUUUUCUUUAGCUUUUAUAGUAAUAAUACUAUAAACGAAAACAUUGCUUCAUGUUCAUGUACUCCCCACUUGUUUAUUGUCAUCUAAUGUACUGUGAUCGGAAUCACACUUUCCUAAUAUUACUAAUAUCUGUGAUGAUAAAGAAAAAUAGUUUAGAAAUGUAUGUAAAAGAUGAUUUGAUUUUGGCCUACCCACCGGAGACGAACAGUGAGACACGGCACAUACUGCCUUGCAUCGUGCACUGAGUUUCUCUUAGUUAACUUCUAAAAAAAAGGAAGCAAUUUAACAUGUAACAGAUUACUUACCAGCCCAGUUUAUAAAGUUAUUAAUGCCUCACGAUUGGCUUUACAAGCUAUGCCCAAGAAUGAAAGUAAACUGCUAAUAACAAUAACAGUCUGAGCGAGCAAACAAUUUUCGAUGUAAGUAAAGCCCUUAAAAUAAUUAGAGUCGCAUUUAUCUUUGUCGUAUAACAUAAUAUGAAUAUAUUAUAUAUUUUUGAGCAUUUUAAUUUUUGUAAAUAAUAUCUAAAUGUAGAGAAAUCGUUAAUAUUACAAAAUUUUAUGGACUUUUUAACAUUUAUAGUAUUUUAAUAUAAAGUAUGCUCUUAUUUAUAUAUAUAUUGCUAAUGAUAUUUUUUCACUAAUUUUUAUUUACGAAAAGAAUUUUGGCAAAAUCUUAAUAUAACAGUUUAAUAUUUCUAGUCUUCUUGUUUAAAAUCAAAUUGUGACUAACGUAACAAGAAUUUGUGUUAUAUAAUGAAGUUUAGCUGUUUGGUAGCGAUGUAAUAUAGCGUUUGUCUUAUCUAUGUUUUUGGAUUAACAUCAAAAUAGAAUUAAUUAGCUACUAUUAGGUCUUAGAUACAUUUGUACCUACUACAUCUCAUGUUUACAUUCCUAUGGCUUUCAACUUAACUGAAAUGAAUAUAAUAUAUUUUAAAGUAUUAUACAACACAAUAACAUAACAAUACAAUAAUGAUGAUUUGUACACGUGUUAAUUAAAGUUAAGUUCAACACAUUUGUCUAAAGCACAGAUGCAAGUCUCAAGACUCAGGAGUGUGCGGUACAAAUGUAAACAAAUCUAACGGUCUUGCCCUAGAAAUUAAUCAGAUGUGUUAAAUGUACAAAAUCACAUUAGUAUAUUUUUUAUACUUUUCGAUGUUUGUAAAUGUGCUCAAUAUGCCUUUAAGAAACUACAAGUCUUUAAAUUUUAGAUAAUACUGUAACCAUUUAACCAGUUUACUUAGAACUUAGAAUUCAAUGUUUUUAAUUUGAGUGUUAAAUAGUUUAUUGGAUUCUAUGUGUCUGUCUGUCAUUAAAGGCAGUAGUUAAUUACAAAUAAAAUAUCGUUGAAAAAUAUCUUCUCUUUUAUAAUCAGGCGUCUCCUCUAAAUAUUUAUAAAUAAUUAAUCUAUUUGUGCAGUAGUUUGUGAUUACAGCAAUAAUUAUAGCCAUUGUGACGUACAUGAGCAGAGUGUCCAUGUUAGCCGUGUAUAUGUCGAAAAUUGUUUGAGUGGGUUGACUUGGCCUUCAUACAACAAAUAAGAUGUAUAUUGUUAUUUAAUAAUUAUACGAUAGAAAUGCCCAGUCUGCUGCAUAUAGUUUAAGUAACUAAGCAUUUAUACAUUCACAUGUGUGGUGACCAGACAAUUUUUAUUUUUGUGCGCAUUAAAAAAUACGUCGAGGCAA
Vanessa tameamea is the source of this 4345-nucleotide messenger RNA. RefSeq names its product nuclear distribution protein nudE-like 1 (gene nudE). The coding region runs from base 232 to 1386 and encodes 384 amino acids. The record is from RefSeq and is a predicted model, not a curated record. Gene Ontology annotation, cellular component: centrosome; kinetochore; kinesin complex. Gene Ontology annotation, molecular function: microtubule binding. The transcript is spliced from 7 exons. Lineage: Eukaryota; Metazoa; Arthropoda; Insecta; Lepidoptera; Nymphalidae. Gene Ontology annotation, biological process: chromosome segregation; vesicle transport along microtubule; cell migration.